Gongylonema pulchrum is the source of this 423-nucleotide messenger RNA. NCBI's taxonomy places the organism in Eukaryota, Metazoa, Nematoda, Chromadorea, Rhabditida, Gongylonematidae. The record is from the annotation of a GenBank genome assembly.
UUGUUUCAGCCUCCAGCAGUAGAAAACGAUAAAACAACGACCUCUUCUACCGGAUUAGGAUUUGGUAAUUCGAUCAUACCUCAGGGACCACAGAAUGGAUCGCCCAUUCGUCUUUAUGCACAUUUCGACACAAAAUCGAACAAAUUUGUGAUACAGGAGCAACUAAAAUUCCCUAUCAGAGGCGAGGGAUACGCACAUCGAGCAGCAGCAGCACCAAUAUUUUCACCUUUGUCGCAAGCGCGUAGCGUGGGUCAGAAAAAAACAGGAUCACCUGUUGAUGGACGCGCAGCAGUAAAUAUGCUUACUGGAAUGCAGAAGCCGGCAACCAGGCUUCUCACGAAGCCUCCGUUUUCCACAGCAGUAGACUGUGAAGUUUCGGACGUAAUUUUGAUAUUCUGUGUCGCAAAGCUCUCGUCGUGGUAA